Messenger RNA from Mytilinidion resinicola, 730 nucleotides. RefSeq lists its product as uncharacterized. Bases 442 to 723 code for a protein of 93 amino acids. The transcript is spliced from 2 exons. The record is from RefSeq and is a predicted model, not a curated record. NCBI's taxonomy places the organism in Eukaryota, Fungi, Ascomycota, Dothideomycetes, Mytilinidiales, Mytilinidiaceae.
CCUCACGCCCGGCAUCUUCGCAAACAUAUCCGGACCUGCAAUUAAUCUAAGACCGCCCUGCUACAUUUCCUUAGGACAAGAGGACAGAACUCAAGAGUGCCUUCAAGCUGUGUAUUUAUUGAUGCUCUGCUACCAAAGAAAUGUUGUCGCUACUUCCGUUCGUUUAUUUUCAUCUUUGUGGCUUCGCUAUAAUUUCACAUCGCUCUUUUCGACACACAUUGCAUUACACACCAUGAAACUCUCAACCUUCUUCGCCACAGCAGCACUGCUAGCCAAAGCCCUAGCAUCUGAAGACCCCUCACCCUCUCCCGCCUCCGAAUUCGCCUCCGAAUCCUCCCCUUCCCCUGGGCCUCCCUCUGGACCGCCUCCUCCUUCUCCGCCUACACCACCCCCUGCCGCGCCUCUUCCACCUUCACCGCCGAGAUCUACACCCUAGCCGAGAUGUACCCAACCCUGAAAACCUGGGCGCCGGAGCUCAAGGUCUUCUACAACAAAGUCGAGUACCCCGGCUCCUGGGACGGGGUCGAUCUGCACGGCGACAAGCGCGAGCUGCUAAAGAUGAAUUUAGCCGAUAUCCCUGAGGGGAUGCAGACGUGGUUGAAAGCGCACGAGUUCCAGAGAAGGUACAGUGUGCAGGGGGAUGUGGUGUUUUUCGCGCCUGGGGGCGAUGUAUCCGUUGUUGCUGGUUUGAUACAGAGGACAGUGCUGAUUAUGAGUGUGUAGGGGUUUU